Notodromas monacha is the source of this 709-nucleotide messenger RNA. Lineage: Eukaryota; Metazoa; Arthropoda; Ostracoda; Podocopida; Cyprididae. The record is from the annotation of a GenBank genome assembly.
ACAGCACAAAUUGUCGGCGAUGAACGUGGCGUUGGUGUUCUGCGCUAUCCUGGGCCCCUACGCCGUCAGCACCCUGGUGGCGGGACACUUGAUCCACAAGGUGCCGGGCAGCCUGUGGCUGAGCAUCGGCGGAGGCUGGCUGAGUCUCACCAUCGGCUACUUGCUGCUGGGGCCGUCGCUCAUGGAGUCCAUCAUCCCGGGGGACCUGUGGGUCAAGAUCGUGGCGCUGGUGCUGGUGGGGUCGGGUCUGGGGCUCACAACGGUGCCCACUUUCGAAGCACUCCGGAGAGCUGCUAUGGAAGCUGGAUUCAGCGACGACAUCAAAACAUACGGCAUCAUUUCGGGAACAUUCAAUGCCUUCUACUGCCUCGGGGAGGCGGUUGGUCCGGUUGUGGCAGGGUUUGUCGACGACCUCAAGGGAUUCCAAUUCACUAUGCUGGUGGCUAUGAUCGAGUGCGGGUGCUUGGUGGCGCUGAGUGUUCUCUCGUAUCUCUUGUCGGUGUACCCAGGCAUGCGCUGCCAACGACGGGAGGCACAACAAGAGCCGCCUGCUGCUGCAGAAGCUAGGAAGUCAUCUUUGAUCAGUCCCAGGGAUUCUUCGCCGGCAGAGCAAGCCCUCGAUUCGGAAACCAAAUUAUGAAAAUCGUUCCUAUAGAACUAUACUGUAAAUGCUUCUUGAAAAUAAAUGCCCGACAGGUUAUGAUCAGCA